AUGAUGCAGACAUCUUCUGCUGCAGGUGCUCUAUCAACAAAGAAGCCCAAGAAGGUGCGUGAAAAGAAGGAGUAUACACCAUUCCCACCGGCCCCAACGGCUAGCAAGGUGGAUAAAGAGAUUGAGAGUGGUGAAUACUUCAUGAAAGAGCACGAGCGCAAAGCUAUGAAAAAGGUUAAGAAACACGAGGAGAAGGCUCAGAUGCUUCAGAAGCGUAAGGCUGACAAGAUGGCUGAAUACGUCGCGCCGAGUGAGAAAGAGAUAAACAAGAAACGCAAAAAACAAGGGACUGAAGCCCGAGAAAUUAACAAGCUUGCCACUUCUGUGGAGGCCCUCAAACAGAAGUUUUUGAGCCAGAAGAGCACGAAAGCAACAAUGGACUCGAAAGCUGUUUCCUCCGUCAGCGACUACUUGGCUGGUUCGGCCAAGAAGAAUUUAAAGAAGGCUAUUGUGUAA
This is a messenger RNA of Plasmopara halstedii, 456 nucleotides long. Its product is annotated as ribosomal rna assembly protein mis3. Lineage: Eukaryota; Oomycota; Peronosporomycetes; Peronosporales; Peronosporaceae. The transcript is spliced from 3 exons. The record is from RefSeq and is a predicted model, not a curated record. Gene Ontology annotation, cellular component: nucleolus; small-subunit processome. Bases 1 to 456 code for a protein of 151 amino acids.